AAAGGAGGAGGGAGAAUCUUUACAUUACAUAACGUCUUGCAUAUGCACAAGGUAAUCCGGUUUGUCGUUCUUUGUUCAGUCAGUCUUUCGACAAACACUGUUUAUGUUUGAAAAAUUUUACAAAUCCCAACUCCACUAACGAACAGUACAACCCAACCAUCUAAAAAAUGGAAUCCGCACAACCACCACCACCUUCUAAACCAUCUACCAACAAACCCCACCAAUUCAUCGGUUCUAUGGCUCUCGUAGUGAAAGAUUAUGACGAAGCGAUUGCAUUUUUUACCCAAAAAUUGGAUUUUGAACUAAUUUGCGACGAAGUCCAGACACCACCGACGAAACGCUGGGUACUGGUUCGGCCCCCGUCUAACAUUCCUAACAAUAUCGAAAGCUGUUGCCUCCUCUUGGCCCGAGCGGUGGGCGAGGUGCAAGAAGCGUCGAUCGGAAAUCAAACGGGGGGUCGUGUCUUCAUGUUUCUUCACACGGAUGAUUUUUGGCGAGAUUAUGAAAAGUAUACGGAACGAGGGAUCAAAUUUGUCAGACCACCGACGGUGGAGCCUUACGGAACGGUUGCUGUUUUUCAAGAUAUUUCCGGAAAUUUAUGGGACUUGGUGCAGAUGAAUGAAAAGCGAUGAAAAGUUUUGACGAAAAUUAUGUAAUAAAUAUUUUACUAGGGGUGAAAUAUUUGCUAAAUGAAUAAAUAAGUUAUUACUUAUGUA
Folsomia candida is the source of this 716-nucleotide messenger RNA. RefSeq lists its product as uncharacterized. The record is from RefSeq and is a predicted model, not a curated record. The transcript is spliced from 2 exons. Lineage: Eukaryota; Metazoa; Arthropoda; Collembola; Entomobryomorpha; Isotomidae. The coding region runs from base 168 to 632 and encodes 154 amino acids.